AACGGGACGACGACGACAUUCCCCGCCCCCCUUUCCGCGUCGCAGCGCGAGCCACCGCACCGAGCGGGAGGUGCGCGCGAGAGCGGCAGCAGGUUCCUUUCAGGCUGAGACUCGUCAGAAGUUGAGUUGCUGUUUUUUCUCAAUUUCUUUCUUUCUUUUACCUCAGUUUUCGGGAGGUUGUUAGUAGCGGUGCUUCAUCACCUGGAAUUACAUACAUGUAGUGGCGCAGCAGGGAGGGAAAUGUGACAAUAAUUGCGACUUUUCAUGGGAAAAUAUCAUAACCAUAAUAAAAUAAUAAUUAUUAAUUAAUAUAUCAUGAUGAAUGAUGAUGAUCGUGUUCCUCUGAGGUAAAACGCCGCGUCCCUCGUCUUUUUUUCUGCGAAGAACUUCUUCUUCUUCUUCUUCUCGUUUUCUUCUCCGGCUGAGAGGAAUUCGCUCCGUCCGUGUUUGUGUCCCUCAUCGACAUCAUGCUUCUCUGAAGACUUGCGUUUUUUUUUCCUGCUUAGUUUUUGGGGACUUAGUUCGUUUCUCGAGUCAGAGACUCUGCAGCUUCUGCUUUCUCACACCAGCCAGCCAGCGCAGCGGCACAAUGACAAUGGUGGUGGCGGAGGCUGCCGCGGUCGUCGUUCUCCUCCUCCUCCUAGUUUCUUCCCUGGGAAUCUCUCAGCUCACCGCAUUAGAGUUGAAGUUUAUUUCGGACCCCCCAAAGUUGAUUCCAGAAGGAGUUUACAAGAUAAAUGCCAGUGAAACUCUGGAACUCACAUGCAGUGGUCGGCAGCAUGUAGAGUGGAGCAACCCUCAGGAUCGCACCUUGGAAGAUGGAAGAGUAUCCAUAGCAGACUGCAGUGGUGCAGGCCUCUUUUGCUCCUCUCUACGCAUCAACAAGGCUGUGGCUAACGAUACAGGGCAGUACCGAUGCUCAUACCGCGGCAUGCCUGCAGAGGAUGCCAAGACUGCUGCCUCUGUUUACGUCUACGUGCAAGACUACAGAGUACCGUUCAUCCACUCCUCCCACACCUACGAUGUUGUGUUCAUCCGAGAGGGUGAGCCUGUGGUCAUACCCUGCCUUGGCUCCAUUGAGAACCUAAAUGUCACGCUGUACACGAAGUUCCCUAAGAAAGAGCUGUUCCCCGAUGGGAAGGAAGUCCGCUGGGACGGUCGGAAAGGCUUCUCCAUCCCCAGCCACCUCAUUAGCCACGCAGGAGUGGUCUUCUGCCAGGCACACAUUGGCAAUGAGACGUUCCAGUCCUCCUUCUACAUAGCGGCAGUUGUUGGGUACAAGAUCCACCAGCUGACACUGAGCCCAACCCAGCAGCAACUGGCUGUGGGAGAGAGACUGGUGCUGAACUGCACUGCCUACACCGAGCUCAACGUGGGCAUUAACUUCAGAUGGAGCUACCCGGACCCAGUACACCCAGACAUCCGCUCCCACAAAAAGAAACUGUGGAACUCUCUGGAACUCUCCAGCACACUCAUUGUGGACAAUGUGACGCUGAAUGACACUGGCGAGUACAAGUGUUCUGCCUCCAGUGGGCAGAUGGACAAAACAAGCAUGGCCACGUUGUUUGUCUAUGAGAAGCCCUUCAUUGUACUGAGCAAAGAGUGGAAGCCCACAGUGGAGGUCAAUGUAGGGGAGCAUAUUGCAAAGAUCCCAGUCAGAUAUUACGCUUACCCGGAACCUGACGUCAAGUGGUUUAAAAACAGCCAACCUGUAAUCAAAGAAGACAUGAGAUUCAGCCGGAUCCGGGCAGACAAGGACUCACUCACGAUUUAUGAUGUAGCUGAGAAGGAUGCUGGGAAUUAUACAGUAGUGCUGAGGAACCCAAGUACCCGAGAGGAGAAGAAGGCUUUUGUUCAGCUCAUUGUCAAUGUCCCACCCCAGAUCUAUGAGAAGGAGGUGGCUGAGGACAGUGAUAUCCACAUGUAUGGGAGCAGCCCCACCCUCCGCUGCACUGCCCGUGGACUGCCCUCACCUGUCCACUUCCUUUGGCAGUGGAUGCCAAGAGAAGACUGCCCCCUCAACUUCCUGUCGGAUGGCUGGAGGUCAGGAAUGAGGCUGACUGCUUGUAACAAAUGGCGGGACAUCACAAACAACACAGGGCAGAAUCUGGUUGAGAGUCUAACCACCGACACCGACAUCACCAACAAGCAGACUAUCAGUUUGCUGAAGAUCCAGAAGGCCACAGUCCACGCUCUGUACCGCUGUGUUGCAUCCAACAAAGUGGGCCGUGAUGAACGGAUCAUUUUUUUCCAUGUCACACGAGGCCUGGAGUUGGACAUAUUGCCAUCCAAGGAGCCCAUUGAGCAGGACAGUGUGGUUCUCAAGUGCAAAGUUGACCAACUCCUCUAUGGGAACCUGCGCUGGUUCUGGCUGGGGUACAACAUGUCCCAUGUGGAUGACUACCCUCCUGUCCAGUCUUGCCGUUCUUUGGCCUUGCCCGCUGAACCCCUACCCCAGGCCACUCUAUCAGGCCCACGGGGUACAAACAUCAGCCUAGUGCUGUCCAUUGCCAAUGUUUCCCGGCAAGACCAGGGGCUCUACGUGUGUCAGGUUGAGAACAUGAAGACCAAAGAGAAGACCUGCCUGGUUAACCAGCUGAUCCUUAGAGCUCUUCAAGUUGCAAAAGUAGUCAUGGGACCGACUGACCAGAGAGUGAAUGUCAGUCACACGACCUUGCUGAUGUGUGAAGUCACUGGGACUCCCACACCGACUGUCGUGUGGACCAAGGACAAUAGGACUCUAGUGGAGGGUUCAGGUGUUGUUCUCACUCAGAGGAACCAGACUCUGACCAUCCAGCGUGUCAAGAAGGAGGACAGCGGCCUGUAUGCCUGCAGAGCCUGCAACAGGCAAGGCUGUGAUGUUGCACAAGCAGCCCUCUUAGUGGAAGGGGCAGAGGACAAGACCAACAUGGAGCUCAUCAUCCCCAUUGGAGCGGUGGCCGUUGCCAUGUUCUUCUGGCUGCUCAUUGUAUUCGUGAUCCGCAGCAGGAAGAGGUCUAGUGACGGAGACCUAAAAACAGGCUACCUGUCAAUCAUCCUGGAUUCGGAGGACAUGCCCAUGGAGGAUCAGUGUGAGCGUCUGACCUACGACCCCACCAAGUGGGAGUUUCCUCGAGACCGGCUAAAGCUCGGAGAACCUCUCGGCCGUGGGGCCUUUGGCCAGGUUGUAGAGGCUGCUGCAUUUGGCAUCAAAAAAGCCUCCACGUGUACCACGGUUGCUGUGAAGAUGCUGAAAGAGGGAGCUACUUCCAGCGAGUACCGAGCCCUGAUGUCAGAGCUCAAGAUCCUGAUCCACAUCGGCCAUCACCUUAACGUGGUCAACCUGCUUGGAGCCUGUACAAAACCAGGCGGUCCUCUGAUGGUGAUCGUUGAGUACUGCAAGUAUGGCAACCUGUCCAGCUACCUAAAAAGCAGACGUGCAGAGUACCGCCCUUUCAAGGCUGGGCAGAGGAUGCCACUUUGGUCUCCAAUGGAGGAAGAUCUGUGCAACGGCGACCUAGGUUUGGGGACAAAUGUCCAGCAUUGCUCCCCGAAGGCCAGGGCUGCCCGCUGUGUCUACACUAAGGAUGGAUCAGUCUGCCACCUAGAGGAUGCAGCCGGCAGUGAUGAUCUAGAAAAAAGCCACCUCACCAUGGAGGACCUGAUCAGCUACAGCUUCCAGGUGGCUAAGGGCAUGGAGUUCCUAUCCUCUCGCAAGUGCAUCCACCGAGACUUGGCUGCAAGGAACAUCUUGCUUUCUGAGAACAAUGUGGUGAAGAUCUGUGACUUUGGCUUGGCUCGGGAUGUGUACAAAGACCCCGACUAUGUCAGGAAGGGAGACGCACGACUCCCACUGAAAUGGAUGGCCCCUGAGACCAUCUUUGACCGAGUCUACACCACACAGAGCGAUGUGUGGUCUUUUGGAGUCUUACUCUGGGAGAUUUUCUCUCUAGGUGCAUCACCAUACCCAGGUGUGGUAAUCGAUGAGACUUUCUGCAGAAGACUGAAGGAGGGGACACGAAUGAGAGCACCUGACUAUUCUAGCCCUGAGAUAUAUCAGAUCAUGUUGGAAUGCUGGCUGGACAGACCCAAAGACCGGCCAACGUUCACCGAGCUUGUCCAGCACCUGGGUGACCUGCUGCAGGCUAGGGCUAAACAGGAUGGGAAGGACUACAUCCCCCUGACUGUCGAUCACCUGGAGGGGUCUUUCGCAUCCCGCAGGUUUCCAGAGAUUUCUCAUAACCCCCUGCUCCACUAUGACAACGCGGCCUUCCUCGGAUUCUCUCUGCAGAGUGACAGGUGUGGGAGCACCUUUGAAGAUGUGCCACUGGAAAAACGUGUUGUGAUGGCUGGACAGACAGAUAUGGGAAUGGAUCUGUUGCCUGAGGCCAUGAAGAGGCUGGACCGUGUCCAUCCCCAGACACCAAAUUUCAGUGCUCUGUUGCGCUGUAAAAGCAAGGAGUCCCUGGCAUCUGAGUCAUCGAACCCCACCAGCGGCUACCAGUCAGGCUACCAUUCCGACGAUGCGGACAUCCCUGUUUAUGCCAACGACGAGGUCGUCCUCAAGAGGGACCUGCAGCUGAAGGCCCCUCUCAGCGGGUGUAGCAUGUUCACGAGUGAAGUGCGCUACAGCGCCCCCCCCGUCUAGUGCCUCCCUGUGACUACCUGACACCACUAGAGCUCUAAAGAUGCACACCUGAUACCCUCAGUGCUCCUCUACACAUACACUCAUUACCUUCAGUGUUACUGUGCACACACAUCCUGGCUACUGUGCCCACGCAGCGUUGACUGCAGGCCUGCUCUUCACACAGCCUUGGUUUCAGUGUUUGGACGUCCUGCAGAUACAGACCGUGUCGAACAUUCUUUUCCCUGCUUUCACCAGCACAGAAAUGCCUCGUACACCCAUCAUGCUGUGUGGGUGCUUCAUACCGGUUCACUGUAUUGUAGAAGUAAAUGUAAUACUGUAUAUUGUGGUCGUCUGUGGAAGAAAAGCAUGUAUGCACUACAUGUUAGCUGUCAUGCUUCCUGAAAGCCUAAGCUUGAAGUUGAUGUUGGAGAACAGCAGGGCAGAGCCGUCCCUCUUGUGGACACGAGGACUUCCUGUGGCAGGAAGCUUGUGCAGAGCUGUGUGAGACUGGGAGUCGGCCGCUGUUUUCUUUCCAGUUGUGUUGUGAAGGCAAGGUCAGCGUGCUCUGACACGGAGCUCUCCUGCCCAGUAUCUAGCUUUAGGUUUCCGCCAUGGUGUUUCUUUCGUUCCUGAGCUUCACCCAGUUGUACAGUUCGUAAUGAAAAUGCCACUAUGUUGUACCAUUAUUAACAGACCUGUAAUAAAUGUAACUAGUUUUAUAAAAUAAACGCACAUUCCAGA
Molecule: messenger RNA, 5347 nt
Organism: Scleropages formosus (Asian bonytongue)
Lineage: Eukaryota; Metazoa; Chordata; Actinopteri; Osteoglossiformes; Osteoglossidae
Gene: kdr
Product: kinase insert domain receptor (a type III receptor tyrosine kinase)
Exons: 30
Coding region: 590-4627 (1345 amino acids)
Biological process (GO): multicellular organism development; positive regulation of angiogenesis; positive regulation of cell migration
Cellular component (GO): signaling receptor complex; plasma membrane
Molecular function (GO): growth factor binding; vascular endothelial growth factor receptor activity; ATP binding
Source: RefSeq, a predicted model, not a curated record